Messenger RNA from Naumovozyma dairenensis CBS 421, 921 nucleotides. RefSeq names its product Mob1p (gene MOB1). Gene Ontology annotation, molecular function: protein kinase activator activity. The record is from RefSeq and is a predicted model, not a curated record. Gene Ontology annotation, cellular component: nucleus; cytoplasm. The transcript is spliced from 2 exons. Bases 1 to 921 code for a protein of 306 amino acids. NCBI's taxonomy places the organism in Eukaryota, Fungi, Ascomycota, Saccharomycetes, Saccharomycetales, Saccharomycetaceae. Gene Ontology annotation, biological process: positive regulation of protein phosphorylation; cell division; signal transduction.
AUGGCCUUCCUACAAAAUUUCCAUCUAAGUCCCGGUCAAACAAUCCGUUCUACAAGAGGUUUCAAAUGGAAUUCAGGCCCAAACCAGCAACAACAACAACAACAGCAACAAUCACAAGAAGAAUUACCGCCAUCAAGUUCACCUUUGAGAGCCAAAGAAAACAACGCAAGACCUUUCAAUGAUACCUCAAAUAAUAAUACUGUCUAUGGCGGUGACCCACUAUUAACUACACCUAUUAGAUCUGAACCUCAACUUCAACAGCAACAGAAUGUCACAGAUUUCAAUUAUACACCAUCUCAUCAAAAACCUUACAUUCAACCACAAUCGGGCACCACAGUAACGACACACCAAGACAUCAAACAUAUCGUAGAGAUGACGCUAGGAUCCGAAGGUGUUUUAAACCAAGCGGUAAAAUUACCUCGUGGUGAAGAUGAAAACGAAUGGUUAGCUGUCCAUUGUGUGGAUUUCUAUAAUCAAAUAAACAUGUUAUACGGUACGAUCACUGAAUUUUGUUCCCCUCAAUCGUGUCCUCGUAUGAUCGCCACAAAUGAAUACGAAUAUCUUUGGUCCAAAGGGAAAGGGAUCCCUCCGGUGUCAGUUUCCGCUCCUAAAUAUGUGGAGUAUUUAAUGAGGUGGUGUCAAGAUCAAUUUGAUGAUGAAGCGAUUUUUCCAGCGAAAAAGGAUGGAGUUUUCCCAGAGAGGUUUAUUGAUAAGAUUAUUAUUCCGAUUUUGAGGAGGUUGUUUAGAGUCUAUGCUCAUAUUUAUUGUCAUCAUUUCAAUGAGAUUUUGGAGUUGAAUCUUCAGACUGUAUUGAAUACUAGUUUUAGACAUUUUUGCUUAUUUGCUGAGGAGUUUAAAUUAUUGAGGCCUGCUGAUUUUGGUCCAUUGUUGGAGUUAGUCACUGAACUAAGGGAUAGGUAG